Morus notabilis is the source of this 573-nucleotide messenger RNA. RefSeq names its product transcription factor SCREAM2. Lineage: Eukaryota; Viridiplantae; Streptophyta; Magnoliopsida; Rosales; Moraceae. Bases 20 to 469 code for a protein of 149 amino acids. Gene Ontology annotation, molecular function: sequence-specific DNA binding; DNA-binding transcription factor activity; protein dimerization activity. The record is from RefSeq and is a predicted model, not a curated record. The transcript has 4 exons. Gene Ontology annotation, cellular component: nucleus. Gene Ontology annotation, biological process: regulation of DNA-templated transcription.
UGGGAAUUAAAGAAGCAAUAUGAGUUCUUCUAGAGACAGAAAUAUGCAUGAGAGAUUGCAACGGCUUCGAGCAAUCACCAAUUCCAGCGCUAUGAAUAAAGCCUCAAUUAUUGUUGAUGCUUCGAAAUAUAUCAACGAGUUGAAGCAAAAGGUGUCAAGGUUGAACCAAGAGAUUGGAACUUCUCAAACGCCAAUCGACGAAAAUCAAUUGCCCGCGCAGGUUACGGUUGAAACACUAGAAAAGGGUUUCCUUAUUAAUGUGUUCUCUGAUAAGAAUAGCCCUGGUUUGCUCGUCUCUAUUCUUGAAGCCUUUGAGAACCUGGGCCUUGAUGUGCUCGACGCUAGGGUUUCUUGUACAGACAAUUUCCAGCUAGAAGCAGUUGGAGAAGAAAGUGACAAUAGCAUUGAUGCACAAGUGGUGAAACAAGCUGUGUUGCAAGCAGUUAGAAACUGGAGUGAGCAAGAUUAAAUGAACCGGUCAAUAAUUUAGUUGGUUUUUGUAAUUCCUUUCCUUCUUGCCCUAUAUUGUUUCACGUUUCAUUAUGUGAUGUUGUUGUAACAAAAUUUUCUUAA